Messenger RNA from Brassica napus (rape), 981 nucleotides. RefSeq lists its product as uncharacterized. The record is from RefSeq and is a predicted model, not a curated record. The coding region runs from base 1 to 981 and encodes 326 amino acids. NCBI's taxonomy places the organism in Eukaryota, Viridiplantae, Streptophyta, Magnoliopsida, Brassicales, Brassicaceae. The transcript has a single exon.
AUGGAAACUAACAUCUCAGAUCCUUGGAAGAUCAAAAUUCCCGUCUACGAUGGCACCACCAACCCCAAGGCGCAUCUGCAGUCUUACCAGAUCGCGAUGGGAAGGUGCAAACUCAAGGAACGCGAACGAGACGCUGGCUACUGCCUCCUCUUCGUCAAAAACCUCAAAGGAGCCGCACUUGAAUGGUUUUCUCGUCUGAAACGAAACUCCAUCGGAAGUUUCCGUCAGCUCGCCUCGGAGUUUCUCAAACAAUAUUCCAUGUUCAUGGACAUGGAAACCUCAGACGUUGACCUUUGGAGUCUAUGUCAAAGAGAAGACGAACCACUCCGCGAAUUCAUGAACAUGUUCAAGCUGGUAAUGGCAAGAGUCACUGGAAUCAGCGACAAAGUGGCAGACGACGCUUUGCGGAAAACUCUCUGGUACAGGUCGAAACUCCGGCAAUGGAUAUCCCUUGAAAAACCGAGAACAAUCCAGGACGCUCUUCACAAGGCAACGGACUUCAUCAUGAUGGAAGAAGAGAUGAAAGUCCUCUCCCAGAAGUACAACCCGCAGAAGACGUCCGCGAGAAGGAAAAACCCUCGCAACGACAGGUAUGUCCACCACGAGGGAGAAGAUCUCCAGGGCGAGCAUAAUUACGCUAUCAACUCCGAACAGGGAAAGACUUCCGGAAAUACCUGGACCAGGAACCUGUUCAAGAAUAAUUCCUACUGCGAGUUCCACCUGACCAGAGGUCAUUCCACUAUGAACUGCAAGGUUCUCUGCGCAAGGCUUGCAGCGAAGCUCCUCUCCGGCGAAAUUUCGAAGGUCACAUGCAUAAAAGACCUCCUCCUGGAUUCUGAUCGCCCUCCCAAAACUGAUAAAGAGUCCCCCGAAAACGACACCCGCGAAAAUCAGUCGGGCAAGAAAUGCGGAAGGAGGCAGGAUGACCGAGGAAACGACAACAACCGUCGAAGGGUGAGCAUGAUCAUCGGGGGAUGGUAA